Moneuplotes crassus is the source of this 2904-nucleotide messenger RNA. The record is from the annotation of a GenBank genome assembly. Lineage: Eukaryota; Ciliophora; Spirotrichea; Euplotida; Euplotidae.
AUGGAUCAUAAUUCAAAAAGGGUGGUCAAAGCAAGAGGAGGCUCUAAACAGCGAAGCCAGGCUAAAAAUGAAGAAGGCAAAGGAGAUUAUGCAACUAUAUCAGCAAAUUCAUCCAAUUCCCAAAAUGCUGCACUUCAGAGAUUAAAUCAACUUCAAAGACAAGAGAAGAAAGAUUGGAAGGGGAUCAGAUGAGAAUGUGUUGGGAGACCUGGAACAUGAACCAUUUUGAACAAAAAGAGAUAUUUCCCACAGACUGAACUCCAAAAGGAAAAUGACAGACAAAAUAAAAUGCUUCAAUCUAUUUUUAAGAAGCUUCAAGAACUUGGAUCAAAAAGAAAGAAGAACGAUGGUGCAAGAAACAGGACCAUAAGUCCUAUAUCAACAGCUAACUCAAGUAUGUCCACUGCUGGGACAACUGGGGCUAAGUUGGUAAAAGCUGAGACCGGAGGAUAUGGUGCUUCUAAAUAUUCAAAAUCCCCAUCUAUAAAGCCGUAUCAGGAGCUAUUGGCAUUCAAGCCUAUUAAGGAGCACCAAGUUGUAAGUGGACCUCUUUCGUCCCAUCUUUACUCAAGAGGAAUGUGAAGUGAUUACACUGAGCUUUCAUAUAAACUUCUGAAGUGUGAAUCGAGACUAGUGAGGUCUACACUUGAAUCAAUGGGAUUCAACUAUACUGAAUCUCAUGAUUGGAAUAUUUUAUGGAUAGCUUGUCCUCCAAAACCUUAUCUCUUCGAUGGACUGAAUGAGUAUCAGAAGGUAAAUCAUUUCCCUUCAAGCUAUGAACUCACUAGAAAGGAUAAGCUUUGCAUGAAUGUACUUAAAAUGCAAGAAAGAUUUGGAAAGAAAGAUUACUACAUUGCUCCUGACACUUAUUGAUUACCCGAUGAGUUUGCUGAUUUCUAUGAGGAUUACAAUAAGAUGAGAACUAAUGAAGGCAGAAAGCCCCUCUGGGUGGUUAAGCCAAACGCAUCUUGCCAAGGGAAAGGAAUUUAUUUGAUCGACGAUGUCAAUGAAAUCAAUCUCGAUGACUCAUGAAUUAUUAGUAAAUACAUACCGAAUCCUCUUUUGAUUAACGGUCAUAAAUUUGAUUUGAGAAUUUAUGUACUGGUGACUUCAUGGGAUCCUUUGAGGGUGUAUGUUUACAAAGAAGGUCUGACAAGAUUUGCAUCUGAAGAGUUUUCUACUUCAACCAACAAGAAGAGUAGGUUUAUUCAUCUCACAAAUUAUUCCCUCAAUAAGAAAAAUUCAAAUUGGAAAACUAAUGAAGAAUCUGAUAGAGAUGAUUUUGGAUUCAAAUGGUCUAUCACUGCCCUCUGUAAGCACCUUGAGCAAAUUGGGAUUGACAUGGAUCUCCUUUGGUCCAAAGUUUAUGAUGUAAUCAUUAAGGCUCUCUUAUGAGGCGAACAUCCUAUCUUAAAUUCAAUGAAGAGGAAUCUAUCUUUCAGAACAAACUGUUUCGAACUGUUUGGGUUUGAUAUAUUAUUUGAUUCAGACUUGAAGCCUUGGCUGAUCGAAAUCAAUCUUUCUCCUUCUUUAUCAGCAGACUCACCUUUAGACUUUAAGAUAAAGACAAACCUGAUUGCAGAUACUCUAAACUUAGUUGGUCUAAUGAAAUUUGACCGCAAAAGAGAAAGUAUGAAUAAGAUGAAGAACCGGAUUAAAGGAAUUUAUAAAGGAAGACCAGGUUAUACUGCUAAGACAGGGGGUAGCAAUCUUAGAGGAUUAUUUACUGAUGACGAAGAAGGAGGAAUAAAAUUAUGAGCAAUUCCAAAGGAAUUAGCGAAACUUAUAAAUGAUCUUGACUGCAGCCCAGAGCUUAAAGACCUGAUAAAUAGAUACGCAGGACUUAAAAACAAAGAAUUGAUUAGAGAAAUAGUCAAUGAAUAUGAAAGAAGAGGAAACUUUGUGAGAAUUUUCCCUGCUCCUGGAUCAGAUGAGUACAUUAGAUUCUUGCAACAUCAAAAGACCAUCAAUAAAUAUUUGUACAAAGUUCUCUUUAGUGGAAACUUGAUCUCUAAAGAAGAGAGUCCAAAUCCUCCAGAGUAUACUCUCAACUAUGAUGUACCAAAACUCUCUUCUUAUCAACAAGUGAGAGAAGAGAGCAAGAAGGUGCCUCUCACUAAAGCAGGGAUCAGCGAAGCUAGCACCUCAGAUGAAUCAAACAAGCUGCCUAAAAUUAUGAAGAAGAAGCAAGAGAAUAAUAAAGUUGUGAUCACUGAGGACGAUGUUCUGAUUGAAUAUGUUUCCCGCUUAAUCGAAAAGUGUACUCCAACUCUCACUCUAACGGCUGCUCAAUCUUGACAACUAGAGAAUUUCAUUUCUCACUAUGUAUGGCACAAGACCUUCCCAAAGGAUGCCUCAGUGAAGGCUCGGCUCGAAUGCAGAUUUAGUGAGAUGAUUACAAGAAGAAAAGAUUUGCUGAAAAAUGUUCUUAAGAAAGAAUUACUUGUGAAAGAUCUUAGGAACAAACAAGGGAUCAAGUCUAUUAGUAUUCUGGUAGAUGAAAGAGAGAAGCUGAAAGCAGGGCUAUUGAAAAAGUUUAGUGUUAAGAAUUUGGAGGAGAUGUUGAAUAGUGGAGCUAAAGGAGAUAAGAAGAGGCCAACAGGCAAAAAUGUAGCAAGAGAAGUGAUUGCUACAUUAGUACCAGAAGGAAAGGAAGGAAUCAUUACUUUGCUAGAGAAAGGUGAAGAUAAUGCUGUGCAGGAAUACACAAUUUCAGAUAUUCAGCAAGCUAAAGAGAUGUCAUCAGAAAUACAAAAAGUAAUAACCCACAACAAGCCCACCUCCACUCUCUCCUCCCAACCCCCCUACAAAUUCACCUCCCUAUGCAAACUUCCCAGAUCAAACAGUUCAAAACCCUCUACCAAAACCCUCAACAAAUUACCUUAACUCUUCUAAGUUUCAAAC